AUGCCGAUCGCAGGGAGGGUUUUCCGGCGGCUUGUAGAGGAGUUAAGAGCGAUUAAAUCCAAUCCCUCCGACGAUUUUGACUGCCGCAUGCUCGAGCGGAACCCAUAUGAAUGGCAAUUUGGAAUCAGAGGCGCUAGUGGAACUGAAUUCGAGGGUGGGAUUUAUCAUGGCCGGAUGCAGUUUCCGAAGGAGUACCCAUCGAAGCCUCCUUCAUUCACGCUUUUGACGGAAAAUGGUCGCUUCAAAACCCACAAGAAGAUCAGGAUAAGGCGACUGAAUGAUUGGCAGCCAUCAUGGGGGGUGCGAGAUGGUUUAGAUGCACUUAUCGAUGAAAUGCCCACCUACCCAGAUGAUGAAUUGGGUUCAGUAGAAUACAAUAAGGAAGAAAGGCGUGAUCUGGCCAUCAAAUCUCGUGCAGCAGCCCCAAAAUACGGCACUUCUGAACGUCGGAAGUUAAUUGAUGAGAUUCAUAAAUAUCUGCUAAGCAAGUCACCACCUGUUCCUGUUCCUCAACUGAGCCCCUCACGGGCCUCCAACGGCACAGGCGGCAGCUAUGUCGUCAGUGGGAAUACAUUUCAUGCUACCAAUUCCAACGGGGUAGGAAUUUUGGAUUCUAUGAAUGCCUUCUCCGACGAAGGCCACAAGCUUUUACCUUCUUGGCUAAAACUUUUUAGGUGGAGAAAGCAAAACUAGACGUCUGUAAACACGACCAAGAGUGAUGAACUGAGGUGAUAAAGUCUGUAGCGUAGCUUCUGUCCUGUAGCUGUAGUACUAUUGAAAUUGAAAAUGUGCAUUCUAGUUUAAUGAAUAUUCUUGUUUAUUCUUCUUUCAUAUCAAGUUAAAACCUCUUUGCUUCUAGUUAAUGAAUACCCAAGGCCUUAUUUC
Molecule: messenger RNA, 885 nt
Organism: Prunus avium (sweet cherry)
Lineage: Eukaryota; Viridiplantae; Streptophyta; Magnoliopsida; Rosales; Rosaceae
Source: RefSeq, a predicted model, not a curated record